Messenger RNA from Aplysia californica (California sea hare), 4523 nucleotides. RefSeq names its product dTDP-glucose 4,6-dehydratase. The transcript is spliced from 4 exons. The record is from RefSeq and is a predicted model, not a curated record. The coding region runs from base 198 to 1193 and encodes 331 amino acids. NCBI's taxonomy places the organism in Eukaryota, Metazoa, Mollusca, Gastropoda, Aplysiida, Aplysiidae.
UAUGAGGUCAUGCAGCAGCCAAUGAAAAUUUUUCUAACAUACGAUGCCGGCGACUUUUCUACUUCCUGACAAUAUCCAAGCAAGCUUUGGUCCUUGUUCACGCUUGUGCCUGUCUGAACGAAAGAGGUGUUCCUCGACUAGAAUUAGUAGAAUACCCAUUUCUCUUAGACUAAUUCCCCCAAACCUGACAGUCCACCAUGUCUAACGGCUCUCUCAUCAACGGCUGCAACGGCAACAACAAGGACCUGCCCCCCUCCCCCGGCCACAUCCUGGUCACGGGUGGUGCUGGCUACAUCGGCUCCACCCUGGUGCCCAUGUUGUUGGAGAAGGGAUAUGAGGUGACGGUGUACGACCAGUUCCUAUGGGGGAUCAGCCCCCUCCUCCCCGUGGCCGAGCACCCACGUAUGAACAUCGUGAAAGGCGACAUCAUGGACAAGGAGAGUCUGGCGCAGGUCAUGGAGGGUAAGACUGGGGUGGUGCACCUGGCCGCCAUUGUGGGUUACCCAGCCUGCGAUAAAGACAAGCCCAAAGCACAACAGGUGAACGUGGAGGGCACAAGGAACAUCACGGAACUGAAGAAGCCAGAUCAGGCCCUGGUGUACGCCAGUACAGGCUCCUGCUACGGCGCGGUGGACGGUGUGUGUACAGAAGAGACCAAGAUCAGCCCGCUCUCCCUGUACGGCAGCAGCAAGGCCGGGGGCGAGGAGCUGGUCCUGGCGGUCAACGGCACAGCCCUCCGGCUGGCCACCGUCUUUGGCAUCUCCCCGCGCAUGAGGCUGGACCUCCUGGUCAACGACCUCACCUACAAGGCGCUGACCAUCAAACACUUUGAUCUGUACGAGGGUCACUUCCGCCGCACAUUCUUGCACGUCCGUGAUGCGGCCCGUGCCUUUUUGUUUGCCAUUGAAAAUACCAAGGUCAUGUCGGGCCAAGCCUACAACGUGGGGGAUGAGCGCAUGAACUUGACCAAGAAUGAUGUCGCCGCUGCCAUACAGAACCGUGUUCCUACUUGCAAGAUCAUUCCAUCGGCCGUCGGGGAGGACAAAGACAAACGGGACUACGAGGUGAGCUACGAGAAGAUCAAGAAGCUGGGCUUCCGCUCUACCGUCUCCGUGGACGAGGGCAUCAUACAUUUACUCAAGAUCCUGCCCAACAUGCUUGAUCUAGAGAUUGCACGCAGCAAAAAUGUCUAGGACCAACCCAAUGACUGGCAUAUUUGUUAAAUUUCCUGUAUUUGUCUAGAGGUUUUCACUGCAGCAACUGUAUUUUGCUUUGAUGUCAUGCACGAAAUUCCUGUAUUCAUUUUUGUAAUUCAUACCUUUAUGUGCAUGUUUGAGGAUGAACGAACAGUCUAUUGUUUUGAAGCCUUAUUUUGAUACCUAAUAAUUUUAUCCCUAUACUGUAUAUGAGUCCGGAAAUGUUCAUAGACUAUUUAUAUAAAUACUGAUGUGACAACAUGAGGGACUGGAUGAGACGUCAUUGCUCUCCAUGUUUGCAACCAUAUGCUCACCUAUGUGAGUCAGUCUGGGACUGACAACUGUUCUGGCUGUAUGGGUAUCUGGUUAUCAAGUGUGUAUCUAGAAUAGACCCUUUUGAAAGCUCUGUUGCCCUAUAUAUUUCUUCCAGUCAUUAUGUGAAAGCAGGCAUUCUUUCAUUACUUUUUUUAGACUGUCCCUACAUUGGAAACAUAGAUGAUGUUACUUUUAAUGACAGUUCAUGUUUCUCUUUAUGUAUAUUGCUUUAAAUAUAUCUUUUGCUCACAAGCCAGUCAGUUCUAGGGAGUAUGGUUCGCGAUGGUGACAUGCAUCUGGUUUCAAGAGUUUUCUCUCCUCGAAACUAUGUUCAUAUGGUUGGUUGGUGUAUGCUCUGGUGUGGUUUGCACCUUCUACUUUUACUUUUCAGGGGUACACUCAUCCUUGCCUGUUCCUGGUGCCCUGUCGUGGUGGUCAUUGUGCCAACUCAGCUUAUCCUGUUGCUGGCCACAAAGUGUUUGUGCGUCCUUUGGUUUCAGACUUUGUUGAGAAACGUGUUGAAUGUCCAGUACUCGUUGCCUGUUGCUACAAACGUGAAUGGACAAACUAGAAUGGCAGCAGGCAGUGGGAUACGGUCAGAGACGGGGUAGUCUGGGUCAGACUAAAGGCGGUGAGAUUUUGUCAGGAGAGUAGACGUAAGUCAAAAUGGGGUCAAAAGAAGGCUGUAAGGUAAUGUUGAAAACUGGACAAAACGCAGAUUGAAAUGAAGGCUGUGAAAUAUUAUCAGGAAGUUCGGUGAUAGUGGUUGUUUUAAUACUAAUUUAUUGUUUCAUUUUGCUCAUUUAUUUUAAUUUUGAUAAGGUUUGAUUUAUAUGGACCAUAUAAAUGAAGUUUUGAUGUGCAGGUUUAUUAAGCUUGAUCAGAGAACGCUUACUGACCAAGAAUACCAGUCUUUGUAUGUCGCUCAUAAUGUGACCUUUGAACUUUGUCACUGUUGUAAGAAGUAUAAGCCUCAUGUUUACUUUUAUUUCCUGCUGAUAUGAUGUAAUGUUUGUCAUAUCCUGAUAGUUCCCAAUUUCAGAAUAGAUAAAACUAUGUAACGUUCAGUGUGAUAGCAAGAAUGUAAGGUUCUGGAAUGUUUCAUAUCUUUAUAUUUCUUGUUUUGUCAACAUGCAUUCUUUACUUUUCACGCCUUUUGUUCAAAUGGGGAAGGGGUGCAAGGGGGGAUGUUUUAAAAAUCUAUGUUCUGUUAUAAUUUUUAUCCUUUUUAAUGAUACAUUUGUCAUGUUGGUGGCUUUCUUCAGACUUGGCAUAGUUGUGCGUGCCUUUUGCCAUCAUUAUAACUGCCAUGUGUGAAAGGUUGUGUGAUCAUUUGCCCCGUUUAUUUUGUUGUUUUAUCUGUUCCUGAUUUGAAUAUGCAAAAUCAAAAUUAAUGGACGCACUUUGUUGUUAUUGAUAGGACAAAAAUCACUUUCAUAUAGUGUGAUUAUGUUGUUAUGUCUAUUUUAUUUACUUUAAGCGUUCUGUCAGUAAAAUAUGCUGUAUAUAAUACUAUAAUACAGCUUCAUUAACAUGUUCAUUGUUCUUGUGUCAGUUUGAAAUUUUGUCUGACUUGUCCUGCUCAUGUGCAGACUCUUGUUAAUGGUUCAAUUAAAUUUGUGGUGACAUUAUAUUCCUCUAAGCUCAAGGGAAACUUAAUAGACCAAUGUGUGUUGAUAAAUAACCAAAAGGCAACUGCUCCCCAUCUCUGUCCCACUUUGCUGACGAAAUGCAUUUGAAAGUAUGUACUGAACAAAAGAAUACGUAGUGAACAAAAGAAUUCUGUGGUGCUUUAGUUUUCUUGAUUUUGUGAUAAAAAUUAUUGUCGAUCAAGUGCUGAAACAACUAAUUCAAUCCUUUUUGGAAUUUAGGUAAGGAUCAAUUUGUCUUUUGUAUGUGAGUGAUUUUUUAAAGUUUCUUUUUUUUGUCGUAAGUUCUUGAAUGUGUUACAGUAUGACUAACCUUUCUUUAAUGAUUUUUGCCCCGGAACUUGCUUGUGGAGAAGCUUUGUGAGGUUGGAUUGUUGAAAGUCAUUAAAAGCCUUUAAGGAAUUUGUGACUUAAAAAGUCCAACCUAAAUUAUCUGAGAGUAAUUUUGUUCUUUAACAAAAAAAUAUUUAAAAACCCCAGACAAUGUUAUCAGUUUUCUUGUGCUGUGUGCAAACAGUUCCUGUACCAGCACAACAAGCUAUAUAAAUGCGCGACAAUAUUUUUGCUUUGAGUUCAUGUGAUGAUUCAUUCCAUUCUUCUUUUAUUGAUCCAGAUUUUGUUCCAGUGUUGAAGCUCAUCAUGUACCAAUCCCCAGUGCUUUUGACAAUUUGUUUCCUCUUGAUGCUCAGUAGACUCAAUGCCAUCUUCUUGAUAGCUUUAUGAUAAUUUUUACACUAAUUAAGUCUGAAAUCCCAUUUUUCUAUCGGAAGUGCUUAAGGGGGAAUAGGCCUUUGCCUUCUGAAUCUUCUGUUUCUUUUUUUAAUUUUAUCAAGCUACUGAAACUUUCUCUCAUUUUGUCAAUUUGUUUUGUGUAUUGUAUUUAAUAUGAACAAACAAUGAACUUUCGAUGAGUUGUAUCCCUGCCAUCCAUUUGUCUUUUUCUAUACCCUAUGCUCUUACAGCUUAAAGCUUUAUCAUGUCACAAAAGCAUUUUUGUAUUAGUUUUAUAGAAGCAUACAGUUCAGUUUGUUGCACAUGUAUCGAAAUGCUAAAUUUAUACAAUGAAACUUGAGGGUGGUGGGCUCUGGAUUUUGCCUUCCAAAAUUUCUCUUUCCUCUUUGAAUUUUGUCAAGCGCCUGAUGAAGCUCUCUCAUUUUAUUUGCAUUAAAAAAAACAUUUGAUAUGAGUAAUGAAAACUUGCUGUAAUGAACCGUAUACAUGUCGUCCAUUUGCCUUUCUUUUCUUUUGUUCUUUUUUACAUUCUUCUCAAUGUUUUUUCAAGCCUCUGAGGAUCUCUUAUUUUUAUCUGCAACUCGUUCUGAUUCAUUUGCUUGACACUUAUAAAAACAUUUGAUGUGAUGUA